AUGGCAAGACACUUGAAGUUCAUUGCCAGGACUGUGAUGGUGCAGGAAGGGAACGUGGAAGGUGCCUACAGGACCCUAAACAGAAUCCUCUCCAUGGAUGGGCUCAUUGAGGAUAUCAAGCGACGCCGGUACUAUGAGAAGCCUUGCCGCAGACGACAGAGGGAGAGCUAUGAAACCUGCCGGAGGAUCUACAACAUGGAAAUGACUCGCAAGAUCAACUUUUUGAUGCGAAAGAAUCGGGCAGAUCCAUGGCAAGGCUGCUAA
Pipistrellus nathusii (Nathusius's pipistrelle) is the source of this 264-nucleotide messenger RNA. The record is from the annotation of a GenBank genome assembly. NCBI's taxonomy places the organism in Eukaryota, Metazoa, Chordata, Mammalia, Chiroptera, Vespertilionidae.